AGGCUGUGGAGGAGCCCCAGCCCGAGCCGCCCGAAGAGCCGCCGAUCGCCCCGCAGAAGGCCCUCAACGCGCGCUUCGCGCGCGCGCGGCUUCAGCUUCGCGCGGCUUCGCGGGCGCACGGGCCUGAUCGUGAGGGGGCGGGCCUCUCUCUUCACACCCCUGGACCGUGCGGCUUCGCAGGCGCACGGGCCGCCACAGAGGGCGAGGACACCACGCAGGCGCGGCGGGAUGGCGUGGAGCCCAGCGCGUACGAGUUUUCGAUGAUGAUGCUUGCGUGCACCAGGGACGGCUGUGCGGGCACGGCGUUGAAGCUCUUCAACACGAUCCUUGAGCAGGGCGCCGAUUCCGACUACAAUGUCAAGAACCUGCGCUUCGCCACACGCAGCAGGUUCUUCACUCUCGUUGCGGAGCAUCUAGAUGACGAGCGUCUGAGGAAGGACGGGCUGCAGGUUCUGGAGGCGGUCCGGGCCCACGGGAUCCCGCCGCCGCUCGCCCUCCAAGACCGCCUGGUGUGCGCCUGGGGAAGCAGGCUCCCCGAGCAGGUCCUGAGCUACUUCGCCAGGAUGCAGGAGCAGGGCCUGACGCUGAGCUCGGCCAUGCGCCAGUGCACAGCAGCCGACGCCACGGCCUCGACGAGUGAAGGCGGGACGACGUGCCACUCCUCGACGGACUCCACGAUCGGCCAGGACGACGCGGCUGGCGACGUCGAGGAGACGUCCGCAGAGGAGGAGCCCCGAGACCCGCGGACUGCCGCCGAGCGCACGCCCCUGCGCAGGGAGGCAUCGACGUCCGUCCCGACAGCCACUGAGGGUCAGUGUCGGAUGCCGCCUGCGGCGCCGGCGUGGUGCCGUUUGGACGCUCCGGGCCAGUGCGCUCAGCUCCCGCAGAUUGCAGCGCAGCGUGUGGGAGGUCAGCGCGACGAGUGCACCACGGUGAUGCUGCGCAAUCUGCCCUGCCCCUUCCUCCGCGAAGAUCUGAUCAAGGUGAUGGACGCAAAGGGCUUCGCGGGGUCAUAUGAUUUCGUCCACAUCGGAUUUCCAUACCUUUCUGGGCAGGGGAUACGCGAUCGUCAACCUGAUUUCCGCCGAGGAGAUGCAGCGCUUUAAGCUUGCGUUUGAGGGGUUCAAGGCCUGGCCUCUCACGUCCUCGAUGGUUUGUGCUGUCGUCCCGUCUCGGACGCAGGGCUUGGAAGCAAACAUCGCGCGGUAUCGGAGCUCUGUCUUUCGCGACGGGGUCCCUGAGCGGUUCAUGCCAAUGCUCUUCGACGGGACGCGGCGGGUCCCCUUCCCAGAGCUUCCGGAAAAGCUGCCGAGCUUGUCGCGUGAUGUGGGCUUCACGAAUUUGGCAAUUCAGCAGAAGGAGGGUCGGCGCGACGAACGCACAACGGUGAUGCUGCGCAAUCUGCCGUGCCCCCUGCUGCGCGAAGAUCUGAUAAAGCUGAUGGACGCGGAGGGCUUUGCGGGGAUGUACAACUUCGUCUACGUGCCUGCGGACUCCCGGACAGCCGUGGGAAUGGGCUACGCGUUUGUAAAUUUGGUUUCCAUCGAGGAGGUGCCGCGCUUCACGGCAGCCUUUGAAGGAUUCAGGUGUUGGCCUUUUCCGUCCUCGAAGGUCUGCAGCGUCGUCUUGUCUUCUCGGAUACAGGGCCUUGAAGCAAACAUCGCGCGGUAUCGGAACAGCCUUGUCAUGGCCGACGAGGUUCCUGAACAGUUUAAGCCAGUGCUAUUCAACGGAGCGGAGCGGGUCCCCUUUCCGAAACCCGAGGUGAAAAUUUGAGAUCACGCUCUACGUGCACUCCGAUUGCAAGUGU
Molecule: messenger RNA, 1810 nt
Organism: Prorocentrum cordatum
Lineage: Eukaryota; Dinophyceae; Prorocentrales; Prorocentraceae
Source: the annotation of a GenBank genome assembly